Molecule: messenger RNA, 1584 nt
Organism: Closterium sp. Yama58-4
Lineage: Eukaryota; Viridiplantae; Streptophyta; Zygnematophyceae; Desmidiales; Closteriaceae
Source: the annotation of a GenBank genome assembly
AUGUCUCCCUUCCCCGCUCUCUCCCAUCGCUGCCAUCUCUCCCAUCCCUACUCUCUCCCCUGCUGCCAUUUCUGGUUUCCCUACUCUCUCCCCUGCUGCCAAUGUCUGGUUUAUAUUCUCUCUCUCCUGCUGCCAUGUCUCCCCUCACUGCUCUCUCCCUAUGUGCCAUAUCUCUCUUCCAUGCUCCAUCCCCUGCUGCCAUGUCUCCCUUCCCUGCUCUCUCCCAUCGCUGCCAUCUCUCCCAUCCCUACUCUCUCCCCUGCUGCCAAGUGCGGUUUCCAUACUCUCUCCCCUGGUGCCAAGUGCGGUUUCCAUACUCUCUCCCCUGCUGCCAUGUCUCCCUCUCUUGCUCUCUACCUCGCUGCCGUCUCUCCCUUCCAUGCUCACUCCCCUGCUGCCAUGUCUCCCAUCCCUGCCAUCUAUCCCUUCAAUGCUCUCUCCCCUGCUGCCAUGUCUGGUUUCCCUACUCUCUCCCCUGCUGCCAUGUCUGGUUUCCCUACUCUCUCCCCUGCUGCCAUGUCUGGUUUCCCUACUCUCUCCCCUGCUGCGAUGUCUCCCCCCCAACGCAAGACACUAAUGCCAUGUCUGGUUUACAUUCUCUCUCUCCUGCUGCCAUGUCUCCCCUCACUGUUCUCUCCCUAUGUGCCAUAUCUCCCCUCCAUGCUCCAUACCCUGCUGCCAUGUCUCCCUUCCCUGCUCUCUCCCAUCGCUGCCAUCUCUCCCAUCCCUACUCUCUCCCCUGCUGCCAUGUGCGGUUUCCAUACUCUCUCCCCUGCUGCCAUGUCUCCCUCUCUUGCUCUCUCCCUCGCUGCCGUCUCUCCCUUCCAUGCUCACUUCCCUGCUGCCAUGUCUCCCAUCCCUGCCAUCUAUCCCUUCAAUGCUCUCUCCCCUGCUGCCAUGUCUGGUUUCCCUACUCUCUCCCCUGCUGCCAUGUCUGGUUUCCCUACUCUCUCCCCUGCUGCCAUGUCUGGUUUCCCUACUCUCUCCCCUGCUGCGAUGUCUCCCCUCCAACGCAAGACACUAAUGCCAUGUCUGGUUUACAUUCUCUCUCUCUUGCUGCCAUGUCUCCCCUCACUGUUCUCUCCCUAUGUGCCAUAUCUCCCCUCCAUGCUCCAUACCCUGCUGCCAUGUCUCCCUUCCCUGCUCUCUCCCAUCGCUGCCAUCUCUCCCAUCCCUACUCUCUCCCCUGCUGCCAUGUGCGGUUUCCAUACUCUCUCCCCUGCUGCCAUGUCUCCCUCUCUUGCUCUCUCCCUCGCUGCCGUCUCUCCCUUCCAUGCUCACUCCCCUGCUGCCAUGUCUCCCAUCCGUACUUUCUCCCCUUCUGCUAUGGCUCCCUUCCAUACUCACUCCCUUCCAUGCUCACUCCCCUCACACUGCCGCCGACACCCCUCCACAUAUCCCUCCAGGUGUGGAUCAUGGAAGAAUGUUGCAAUCCACCACUGUCGCACGAGCAACCACCAGUACCUUGCAGCCAUAACUCCUCACGGCCUUUCCCCUUCCCCCCUCCGCUGUAUCUCUGUCUUGCCAACUGGUGUCAAUCAGGGGUUUCCCUGCACGGGCUGCAACCAGCCAUAUCUCCCUUGA